Molecule: messenger RNA, 2438 nt
Organism: Platichthys flesus (European flounder)
Lineage: Eukaryota; Metazoa; Chordata; Actinopteri; Pleuronectiformes; Pleuronectidae
Gene: trim35-28
Product: tripartite motif containing 35-28
Exons: 6
Coding region: 237-1652 (471 amino acids)
Molecular function (GO): zinc ion binding; protein binding
Source: RefSeq, a predicted model, not a curated record
UGCAAAACCCGGAAAAAGGAGCAGCGAACUUCGGCUCUGUUGAAGGGAGUGUUUACAAAGAGACCCGUGUCGCUCGUGAGCGUUCUACUGGACCCGAAACUUCUUUGUAUUACUCUUUGGUAAGAUAAACCAUCAAGCGAAGCCUCGACGUGUCACACCGAGUGGUUCGGAGUCAGCAGUCGUCGCUUCGGGCAGUUCUCAAAAACGAAAGUAAAAAAGUGUUGAGGACGGGCAGAAUGGACGUGGACGAGGACGAGGAGCCUUUACCCAUGAAGCAGGAGCUGACCUGCCCCGUGUGCCAGGACAUCUUCCGGGACCCGGUUCUGCUGCCCUGCAGCCACAGCUUCUGUCGGAAAUGUCUGCAAACGUCUAUGCAGGUGAAGCGCCGUUGUCCACUGUGCCGCGAGAAGGUGACGGAGGGACAGGCCAUCUCCAACCGGGUGCUGAGCGACGCCUGCGACGUCUUCCAGCGAGAGGCCGGCUGGCUGCGGAGCCAGCAGCGGCCCGGAGAGGACAUCUGCCGGAUCCACCUGAAGCCGCUGGAGCUGUACUGCGAGAAGGACGAGGAGCCGGUGUGCGUGGGCUGCUUCUCCCAGCACAACACGCACAGGCUGUGGCCGCUGAAAGAGGGAGCUCCGCUGUGUAAGAAAGAGCUCAGUUACAGAGUGGACAUCUUUGAAAAGAAAAUGGAUUCGCACAGGAAGAUGAAACUCCUUCUCAACGACACAGUGGAGCACAUCAAGUUUCAAGCUGGGCAGGCGGAGAAACACAUCAAGGCUGAGUUUGAGAGGCUCCAGGAAGCACUUCGCACGGAGGAAGCCCGGCGUCUUCAAGCCCUCGCUACUGAGGAGGAGCAGAAGAUUGCUUCCAUAAAGGAGCUGAUCGACAAGACAACAUAUGAAGUCGUCGCUCUGAAAAAGCUCAUCGAUACUUUGAAGACGGAAAUGGGCAAUGAGGAUCUUAAACUCCUGCAGAAUUUCAAGAUGUUGAAGAAAAAAGCCCAUUGGACUCAUGCAGACCCUUGCCUCCCUGAUGACUCUCUUUUGAACAUGGGCCAUCAUGUUGGGGAUUUGAGCUUCAAAAUCUGGAAGGUUAUGCAAACCCAUGUCAACCACUAUCCAGUGGUGCUGAACCCAAACACAGCUAAUCCAUGGCUGUCGGUGAGCGCUGACAUGACCAGUGUGAAGGAAAGCUCAGAGCGGCUGAUUGUCCCGGAAAACCCGGAGCGCUUCGACCCCUGUAUCUUUCUCCUGGGAGCUGAAGGUUACACCUCCGGGAAACACAGAUGGGAUGUUGUCGUCGGGGACAGCCCUAAAUGGAUUGUGGGAGUAUGCCAAGAGUCGGUGGUCCGCAAAAAGAAGUUCACGUUGUCUACGAGCCGCGGUGUGUGGUCUAUAAGCCUCAGCAAAGGGGUGUACAGUGCCCUCACACCCGAGCGUACAGAGCUUCAUCUGCAGCAGCGUCCAAAGAGGAUUCGCAUCAAGCUAAACAUAGAUAAGGGGGAUGUGUCAUUUUGGGAUGGGGAAACUCAACAGCAUCUCAUCAGUUUUACACACGAUUUUAAAGAGAAAAUGUUUCCUAUUUUUGGCCCAGGACUCCAUAGUGAACCUAUGACUCUAGUUCAAGGAAAAAUUGCUGUGCACACUUCAUAAUGGGCUAUGAUACGGCAGAGGGAUGAAGUGUUUCACUUUUACCGGUAGAACUGAAAAUAAGAUAUAGAAAAAAAAAACUUAUUAGAAAGUGUAAUGUGCACUAAUUUUUUAUUAAUAGAGAAAAAACUACAUAAUUUAAAAGCUUCUCAAGAAAAGACUGUGAUAACUAACAGAAGCUGAGAUGUGAGAAAUCAUAUGGGUUAGUAAGGGAGGAUUAAGCCCAUUUAUAGAAAAGAAAUGUGCGUUAGCUGAAGGAAGCAGUGUUAAAUCAUCUUUUGACACUUUACUCUAGAGAGCUUGAGCGAUUUAAAAAGUGAUGGUGGAAGCUGCUGAUCAAUACUGAUACCAGCUCUCAAUAUCAACAAAUAUUUGUGAAAUUAACUAUUUCAAUUUCUUGCUUCCAUAGCUACGCUUGUCUUUGAUUAUUAAGCACUGUGAGAUUAGGCACAUACUCGAGGGGACAUUAUAGUGGUAGUUUUUUAUCGAUGCAUACAUUUGAUUUUAAUUCUUGUCUUUAUGCUCUGGAAUAUGUGCUUUUAGUCAUCGCUCUCCUAACUUUAUAUGCUUUUGUUGAUUAGCAUAGAAUAUUGUGAUACUCUUUGGGCUUGUUGGUUUUUCGACAAUCAUAUUGAUUCGCUGUUUAUCACUCACCACAGCGUGGCCAGGGAGUAGUCACGUCCUGGACAGUACUAAAGGAUGAUAAACUACUUCAACUGCUCUGAAUCUGCAUGUGAAGAAAUCUGUCUCCAUAUUGACACUUCUUCAAUAAAAUAUGAUUAAAAUAAA